AAACGCAAACGGAAACGAGGCCCAUCCGGCGCGCUCAUCACCAUCUUCGUCCCCGCCCGCUGGCAGAGCCCAACAAAGCAACAGAAUAGACAACAGCUCGACUCACUCACUAGCUCGGUCACUCCAGUGUCACUCGACUCGAGUAGUCGAGUCCUCAACCCACCGAGCCGAGCCAGACCGCGCGGCCAGGCCAAACCGACCGACCGACCCGAACAACAAACUCCCCCCGCCGCCGCCGCCGCCGCAACAACAAAGCUUCGCAUCGCGUCGCCGAGCUGCGAAUGAGCGAGGACGCCUUGGCGGCGGCGGGAGCGCGGGCUGAUGGGGAGGCGCGGGCGGGGCGGAGGCGGGCGUGGGAGUUCAAGCGGGAUCUGGCGGCGGGGGCGCUGAUGGGGGGCGCCGUGCACACGGUGGUGGCCCCCAUCGAGCGCGUCAAGCUGCUGCUGCAGACGCAGGACGGCAACGCGGCGCUGCUGGGCCGGUCGCGCCGCUUCCGGGGAUUCUUCGACUGCGUCGGCCGGACCGUGCGGGACGAAGGGGUGCUCUCCCUCUGGAGGGGCAACGGCACCGCCGUCAUCCGUUACUACCCUUCCGUCGCCCUCAACUUCUCCCUCAAGGAUCUGUACAGGAGCAUACUGAAAGAUGCUGGAACCUCAGCGGACAACAAGUUCAGAUCUAUCGCCCUUACCAAUUUCGUCGCUGGUGCCGCUGCCGGGUGUACUACUCUGGUCAUCAUUUACCCACUCGACAUCGCCCAUACCCGUCUUGCAGCCGACAUUGGCCGAACAGACACUCGCCAGUUCAAAGGCAUCCGGCACUUCAUCCAAACCAUCUACAAGAAGAACGGCAUCCGGGGCAUCUACAGAGGACUACCAGCGUCGCUCCACGGGAUGGUCGUCCACCGGGGCUUAUACUUUGGAGGCUUUGACACCGCAAAGGACACGCUGGUGCCGCUCGAGUCCCCGUUGUGGCAGCGCUGGGCGACAGCGCAGGCGGUCACAUCCACGGCGGGGCUCAUCUCGUACCCGCUGGACACGGUACGGCGGAGGAUGAUGAUGCAGUCGGGGAUGGAGGUGCAGAUGUACAGCGGCACCCUCGAUUGCUGGAGGAAGGUGUACAAGGCGGAGGGGAUCAGAUCGUUCUACCGGGGAGCUCUGUCUAACAUGUUCCGGAGCACCGGCGCGGCCGCCAUACUUGUCCUGUAUGACGAGGUGAAGAAGUUCAUGAACGGGGGUGGGUCAUGAGCUUGUCAUAGGUAUAGAGAAGAGGGAGGGGUUCUCCAGAGAUUUUUUGUUGAUUCAACGCGGAGAUUAGUGCAAAAGGUACAGGGAGCAGCAGCGGCGUGCUCGAGCGUUUUGUACGAGGGUACUGGUUUCCCUGCCGUUUUACUAACCAGUAGCGAGCGCUUCAUGCUCUUGGUUGCUUCGUUUUUCUUGCUUGA
Messenger RNA from Brachypodium distachyon (stiff brome), 1441 nucleotides. RefSeq names its product probable ADP,ATP carrier protein At5g56450. Gene Ontology annotation, biological process: mitochondrial ATP transmembrane transport; mitochondrial ADP transmembrane transport. The transcript is spliced from 2 exons. Gene Ontology annotation, molecular function: ATP:ADP antiporter activity. The record is from RefSeq and is a predicted model, not a curated record. Gene Ontology annotation, cellular component: mitochondrial inner membrane. NCBI's taxonomy places the organism in Eukaryota, Viridiplantae, Streptophyta, Magnoliopsida, Poales, Poaceae. Bases 282 to 1244 code for a protein of 320 amino acids.